GGCGUACAUGACCGCGGCUGGACCCUGCCAAGAGUUCACCAACUCAGGCCUCUUCGGUGUUAGCGGCGUCUGUGGAUCCUCAAUUUUCCGUACAUCCAGCAGAGAACGCGUCGUUCGCUCAUUGACGCGCAUAUACUCGUUCAUUCUCUCGACUUGUGCACACGAGAAGAGUCUCUGAAACUCACGACUUCCCCAGCGAUCCGGCAAAACUAAAGCAGUCCGUCACCAUGACCAGCAGCUCAAAGAAGAAGAAGCAGAACAAGAAGAAGGACUUUCAAAAAGCAAAACUGAAGGUCGGAAAGGCGAGACCCAAGGCAGCAAACAGCACAGAUACGAGCUUCCGUGCGAAAUCGAUAUCUCUCAAGCAGCAAGCACUCUCUACUAGUGCCCCAUCUUUGGAAGCGCAAUGUGCGCAUUAUCUGGGUUUACUUAAUCACAAGGCAGACACACAGCGAAGAGAAUCCUUAGCCUUCUUGACAUCAGCCAUCGCAAAUAAUCCGCCUACGGUUCCAUUGCCGCAGCCAUCGUCUGUCAUCAUUCCUGUGGCACAAAAGCUCAUUCUAGAUGGAUCCAACAGCGUUCGUCAACAAUUACUGAAGCUAUUGCAAAGCCUGCCGCCACUCGACAUUGCCAGUCACGCCGACCAGCUGUUACUCCAUACAAGAGCUGCCAUGACGCAUUUAGCAACAGAAAUCCGUUUGUUUGGCCUUGACGUAUUGGAAUGGCUGCUUUCCGUUGCAGGCGAUGAGGUCGUCAGCUGUGCUGGAGGUUGGGUGAAGAUGCUCAAAUGCUUCCUCAGUUUACUCGGUUGGCAGAGCGAAGCGUCGAGCAAAUGGUCAACUGCCAGAUCGUAUGGAAAGGCUGAUACGAAGAUGCAAGUCAAGCAAAUGAACGCGUUGACUUCCUUUCUCCGCGCGGGACUCUCCCACAGGCAGACAAUAGCUUCUGUGGACCUCAGCGACAACAACUUUCCACUAUGGCAUACUCAGCAUCAUAUUCUUUCCCAGCGAUCGGACGUCUAUGCGCAUCUCAACUUGUUUGGCGCUGCGAGAGACGAGGAAGCAGAGAUGUAUGAAGACCGCGAAGAUCGACAACGACUAUUUCGAGACCGGGCCGAGGCUGCAAUCGUCGCAGGAUUGGAGCAAGCUACCAAAGGUGGUGGAGAGCUGGGCAGAGCGGGUGCGCAACUUCGCAAAGCCGUUAAAGAAGGUAUGGCGGACUUCUAUCGAGAGGAUACAAUGGUUUAAAAAUGCGAUCCUCCAUUCUACUCAGUCUGAAUGUAGUUCGUACUACUGCAUAGCCGAGGGAGAUCAACGGGAGUACCUCCAGAAGUGACAACGGACAAUGUCUGGUGCUAUCUGACAACAACGCC
Molecule: messenger RNA, 1372 nt
Organism: Alternaria rosae
Lineage: Eukaryota; Fungi; Ascomycota; Dothideomycetes; Pleosporales; Pleosporaceae
Product: rRNA processing protein Ipi1
Exons: 3
Coding region: 228-1247 (339 amino acids)
Biological process (GO): rRNA processing
Cellular component (GO): nucleus
Source: RefSeq, a predicted model, not a curated record